Messenger RNA from Epinephelus fuscoguttatus (brown-marbled grouper), 4264 nucleotides. RefSeq lists its product as uncharacterized. NCBI's taxonomy places the organism in Eukaryota, Metazoa, Chordata, Actinopteri, Perciformes, Serranidae. The transcript is spliced from 5 exons. The record is from RefSeq and is a predicted model, not a curated record. Bases 2974 to 4110 code for a protein of 378 amino acids.
CAUCAGGAUGAUGAUGAUGAUGAUGAUGAUGACAGUCAGUAUGAUGAAGCAUUGUGAUAUGAUCAUUAACCCAGUAACUCUAAAGGGUUCAUCAGGAUCAGUGGCACCACCUGCAGUGUUUGAGUCACUAUCAGCUGUUGCAGUCGUGUUUCAUUCUUAAACUAGUCUGAAAUCAAUGAUGCAGUUCUUCAGCAGCUGUGGAGAAACUCAUAACAGUGAGACCUGGCGCUCAGACGUUGUCGUCAGGACAGGACAACAAGGUCAAAGUGUUGUUAGCAUUGAUAGAUGAAGUGUGAGGUGAACACAUCCAGACUUUAUAAAGUCUCAGCAGCCAGUCUGGUGUUGGUUUGAUGCAGGGGCGUAGGAAUGAGUUCAACAUUGGGGGGGACACAUAUCAGGAACCUGACAGAUCCGUAAAUUGUUUGAGCAGAAAUACGUCAUAAAUUAACUACACUGCAAAACAUUCACAAGUAAAUUUUAUUCUGCUGAACAGACACAUGUGUAAAGGUAAAGGAGAAGACACUGAAUGGAUGUAAUGAACUGAUAGAUGACAUCAGUUCCUGUGUAGUUUUCUGUCACCAACAGAAGUCUUACAGCACUGCACAGUCCUGCAUCUAAUCAUUAGCGUGCCAUGUGAUUAUUCAGUGUCAAACAUGUGCUGUGGUGCACUAAAGGUUGAGAAACACUGGCCGAGGCAAAAGAGCCAAAAUGUUUUUUCCUCCUGUCACUUGCAAAUUGACUUCCUGUCCAGUGAGUCAAGUUUAUCCUGAUGGACAUGACGGACAGCAACAUGGUUCAGUCUGGUUUGAGUCAUUGUAGACCAGAGCCAAGCUUGAGCCUGCGGAGGACACUGAAACUUCUCUCUGCCUCAGAGGAUGAAACAGAGACGACCAAAAGCAACCUGACCUGGGUUUCCACUUGGCCAAAUAGUCUCCGUACUCUACAGACAAUCCACCAAUGAUCCCUGCAGCCUCUGCACUGCUGCUAAAUGAGUAGUUCAGGUGCAACAUAGAAAGCUGCACUGAAAGUGACUCUCUGUUCAACUCGGGUGUUUCUCAAUGACUGCAGCAUCAGGUCCAGGUCAUCAAGUCACCCUGGUUAAAUAGCUCACUGAGCUGUGCCUCUACAACAUCCAGGACUUUAAAGAAUUGGUCCUUGGCACUUUGAGGCUGAUGUGCCUCAGCUCCUUCAAUGAAGCGUUUUGGGGGCGGUCUGGUCUGUAGAAUGGUAAUGGGCUUAACGCCUACAGACUGAACCACAGCCGUCGCCUCUUCAAACAGAGCUUUGAAACUUGCCUCAUCUCUCUUGAGUGAGGUCCUCACAACGUGGACAGCAGUCCUCAUGUCAGCAGUGGUUUCAGUUCUCUUGUGAAAAGAGGUGUUCAGGCGUUCAAGCUCACAAAUCACUGGUGAGUCAAGGAGGAGACCCAAAACUGUUUCCUUUCCUAAACUGCCCUGGCAGGCCGUUAGCAGCAGAUGCAGUAUGUGAGGCACCACAUGCCAUCUCCUGCAAGCUAGCCAGCACUGACCCACACUGGGACAGAACAGCUGUGAUGGCUUUGCCCCGUACCGUCCAUCUUGUGGGACAGACGGGUUUAUUGCAGUGCAUGAUGGAUUCUCUGCAUGUGCUGUUGCUGCGUGGAUCAGUAACAUUUUUCAGUUGCCUUUUUCCACUUUUUAAAUCCAGAAGUGAUGAAGGUGGGCAAUAAAAACACCCCCCCACUCUGCACUGCAUCAUCAUGUAGCCAGGGAAAGUCCUUGUACCUCCUCUCUUGGACAGAGACAGUUCUGUUAGACAGAACUUGAGUGUCUAUGAAUUCUGGGUGUGGCUGAUAUGGCUCUGUCCUCUGUCCUCUGUCCUCAGUGUCUCUCAGCUGUCUGUCCCUGCUCUGAGACUGCACUUACUACAAGCAAACAAUCCCAUUUUAAGCUUGUAAAAUAUGUACUGUUACAUGUUACUGUGUCUUUGUGUUCUAGUGCAGCUGAGUGCAGGAGGCGUCAGUGAAUCUAUCAGCAGUCACUGUACGGUGUGUGUUUCUGUAUUUUCACAUAUACUCAGUCAGAAGUCAGAGAGACGUCCCUUCUUCUGCUGACAUCACAGAACUGUGUGAAAAGCUGCUUGAAAACAAAUUCAAAGGGGAUUCAGAGGAAACUGGCACUGAACAGGCAGCAACUUGACAUCAGUCCACACCUGGUCUCCUCUCUGGUUCCAUCACAUGUUAUUUUACACUAGUUCGCUAUUUAUCUCUACUCUCUGUUGUUCAACUCAUGUUAUGUUUUAUAUGCCAUUCACUGCAUGACCUACAUGACUCUCUGAGGUGCUGCCUCGCCCUCUCUAACGUCAGUUGCCAGCUGAACUUCAUCUGAUCUCUGACAUGAAAGCAGCUGACAUGAAUAAGGUGUAGGUAUAAAAAUACUGUUGGGAGAGCCCAGAACAAGAGAAAAUCACACAGACAGACUAACUCCUUUCUGGAUAUUGGAAGUGUGUACUGGUUUUCAAGUUACAUGGGUUAAUAGAACAAUCAUGUUGUGUUGACGUUGUGUUGCACUUUCAAAAUAAAAGCAAGUGAGUUAAAGAUUUCACGUUGCCUCCACCCCCCCAGUUCCUACGCCCUUGGUCUGAUGCAUUAGAUGUUUCAGGUCAGCUGGUCAGCUCUGUAGCAGCAGGUUAGACACAGAAGUGACGUUUCUAAAGAUGUGAAUUCUUAUUUUCUUACUUUUGAAAUAAAUCACCUGGCUCCAGUCAACUUUAUAAAGCUCAAUAUUACAAAUCACACAUCAUUAACUCAUCAACUCAUGUUGUAUCAGUAGGUGCAUCAGCUGUAGUAUGAGUAGUUGCAGUAGCAGAGUUUUACCAGCAGGUGGAGAUACAGACUGUAGUCUGGUGUGUUUAAAGGAAAUGAAAGUGAUAUUUUACUUCUGACUGUAUCAUUUAAAACAAACUGUGUCAGAGGCGUGUCAUGUCAAAUAUGACAUGUUUCCACUGGUCAUGAUGAUCAGAAGGAACAACAUUCAGCCUUUACAUAAAUUAUAUGUCAAUAAACAAGUGGAGCGUGACGCUGUGUUUGAGGCGUGUCAUGUCAAAUAUGACAUGUUUCCACUGGUCAUGAUGAUCAGAAGGAACAACAUUCAGCCUUUACAUAAAUUAUAUGUCAAUAAACAAGUGGAGCGUGACGCUGUGUUUGAGGCGUGUCAUGUCAAAUAUGACAUGUUUCCACUGGUCAUGGUGAUCAGAAGGAACGACAUUCAGCCUUUACAUAAAUUAUAUGUCAAUAAACAAGUGGAGCGUGACGCUGUGUUUGAGGCGUGUCAUGUCAAAUAUGACAUGUUUCCACUGGUCAUGGUGAUCAGAAGGAACAACAUUCAGCCUUUACAUAAAUUAUAUGUCAAUAAACAAGUGGAGCGUGACGCUGUGUUUGAGGCGUGUCAUGUCAAAUAUGACAUGUUUCCACUGGUCAUGGUGAUCAGAAGGAACAACAUUCAGCCUUUACAUAAAUUAUAUGUCAAUAAACAAGUGGAGCGUGACGCUGUGUUUGAGGCGUGUCAUGUCAAAUAUGACAUGUUUCCACUGGUCAUGGUGAUCAGAAGGAACAACAUUCAGCCUUUACAUAAAUUAUAUGUCAAUAAACAAGUGGAGCGUGACGCUGUGUUUGAGGCGUGUCAUGUCAAAUAUGACAUGUUUCCACUGGUCAUGGUGAUCAGAAGGAACAACAUUCAGCCUUUACAUAAAUUAUAUGUCAAUAAACAAGUGGAGCGUGACGCUGUGUUUGAGGCGUGUCAUGUCAAAUAUGACAUGUUUCCACUGGUCAUGGUGAUCAGAAGGAACAACAUUCAGCCUUUACAUAAAUUAUAUGUCAAUAAACAAGUGGAGCGUGACGCUGUGUUUGAGGCGUGUCAUGUCAAAUAUGACAUGUUUCCACUGGUCAUGGUGAUCAGAAGGAACAACAUUCAGCCUUUACAUAAAUUAUAUGUCAAUAAACAAGUGGAGCGUGACGCUGUGUUUGAGGCGUGUCAUGUCAAAUAUGACAUGUUUCCACUGGUCAUGGUGAUCAGAAGGAACAACAUUCAGCCUUUACAUAAAUUAUAUGUCAAUAAACAUAUGUGUGUUUGAGGCGUCUUCAGCAGUUUAAACUGUUUAUCAGAUAAACAAAUCUGUACCUGUCAGUCAGGUGAAUCAGUAGAGGUGAUGUAGAUUCACUCACUGUGGUAAUGAAUGAAUUAAUGACAUGAUGGUGUUAAUGAUGAUGAUGAUGGUGAUGAAGGUG